AUGGAAUCCUUGGUCUUGCUUGGGCAAAAUGCCACAAACAGCAACGAGGAGACCUCCACAGAAGCCCGUAUCGAGAUGUUGCAACAGGAACUCGCCAUAAAACAAGCGGAACUUGAUUCUCUUCGUGCACUUCCACGAGAGAACAAAUUUCUGCGUGAGAAACUAUUGGCGCUGAAGGACCGUGCAGAUAUGCUGGCCGCGGAGUGGGUUGAACCUGUUACUGGUGAAGGUAUUUCACUUCGUGCUCGUUUAUUAGCAUACCAACGACACAGUCGUAUGCUUAGGGAGGAACUGGAUCGCAAGGAAGAAAUUGUCAUUGAGCUGCAAGGAAAACUAGAGCAGCAAGAAGAAAAUCUUCUUCUUUAUCAGAACCGAUGCAGAAUUCUCUGUGAGCGUCUCCGUUCUGUAGAUGGGACAACAGUUAAUAAUAAUAAUAAUAAUAAUAAUAAUAAUAAUAAUAAUAAUAAUGAGGAGAUUUUAGGUGCCGAUAAGCCAACAUCAAUCAUAAUGGAUGAAGAUGAUCCUUCGAGUUUUUUAUCAUUAGCUCGCAAGCUACGCACCGAAGAAAUGGAACGGGAGCUUCUGCGAGAAAGGCUUAUGUCUCUUCAAGAGGAUUAUGAGAGACGGGGGAUUUUAAUGGCUGCUAUAAAACGUGAAAAUGCCACACUUCGUUCUUCCGUUUCACAGCUAAUACAACAAGUACAAUCAUCUACAUUUCUUAUACUUGAUAACGUCGAGGAGAAUGGGGAAAAAUCUUUAGAAAGGGAAAAUGAAGACAAACAACGCGAAAACGCUGAUGAAACUCAGAGAAGAUUGUUGACAUAUCGUACAAAGAAAGACUCGAAAAGAAAUCCUGACAACCAUGGUGAUUCUCAGGGUGGAUAA
Messenger RNA from Trypanosoma theileri, 885 nucleotides. RefSeq lists its product as uncharacterized. Lineage: Eukaryota; Euglenozoa; Kinetoplastea; Trypanosomatida; Trypanosomatidae. The coding region runs from base 1 to 885 and encodes 294 amino acids. The record is from RefSeq and is a predicted model, not a curated record. The transcript has a single exon.